ACUUCGAUGAGUUCUUAGUUCCUCCUCUUCAAAGCAGAAAGCAACCUCAACAACGUAGAAUAGGAAGCUAUGCACGUCUUGCUUACAAACGAUGAUGGACCUCUGUCCGAUGCUGCCUCCCCUUACAUCAAGUCCUUCGUGGAGGCCGUACAGAGAGACACUGAUUGGGAACUGUCUAUUGUCGUCCCUCAUACACAGCGUUCAUGGAUCGGCAAGGCUCAUUUGGCAGGCCACGAUCUAAGCGCCACGUUCAUCUACCCAAACGCCCAAGGUCAAAACACGUUUCUUGGUCCGUUCGAUGAGCCGCAACAGCACUUAAGAUCUCAGCACCAAGAAUGGGCAUUGAUCGAUGGUACGCCGGCUUCGUGUGCUGAUAUCGGUGUGUACCACUUGUACAAGGAGAAGGGGCCGGUCGAUUUGGUGGUCUCGGGUCCAAACUUUGGUAGAAAUACAACAGCGGUCUACGCAACGUCUUCAGGUACCAUUGGUGCUGCGAUGGAAGGUGCCCUCUCUGGUGUCAAUUCCAUAGCGUUGAGUUAUGGUUUCGACACAAGAGAGAUUACGCCUGAACAGAAGUUAAUCAUUGAUGAAGCAAGUAAGAUUUCUGUCAAGCUGAUUCAACAUUUGUACGACAAUUGGAACUCUGAUGUUGACCUCUAUGCUGUGAACGUUCCUCUAAAGAAGGAGUUGAAACUGGGCGAAACAAAGAUCGAGUACACCUCAAUCCUGGAAAACAGAUGGAGAUCUCUCUUCCAAAUGGCGGAAAGAUCAUCCAGACCUGAUGAAGAUAUUGUUGAUGGUGCAGAGAGCAAAUACAUCUUCAAAUGGAAACCUGACUUCCAGGCAGUCCAUGAAACCAUUCUCGCAAGUGAAGAAAGAGGUGAACAUAAUGAUGGUAUUGUUCUAGGGCGUGGACAUGUAAGUGUUACACCGUUGAAGGCCAUCUUUAAGGAAGUUCACACAUCUGGUGAAAUCAACUUAGACAUCUCUUCAAGUCAGCAAACCAAUACGGAAAACUCGAUUUAUCUAUCUAUUGACAAAUACUCAUACAUCCACCCUGCAUUAACAAAGGCCAUCAAGUCUCACUUGCCAGAUAUUCCAAUCACAGGAUCUAUUCAAGGGAAGACGUUCCAAUAUGGUGAAUAUGAAGAUUUGGAUUUUGACCUAUUGCACUCUUCACCUGACAAGUACCUCGUCAACUCUUAUAUCUAUAGAAAGGCACUCAUCAGAAAGCACUAUUUGGCACAUACAGUACACUCAUAUGUUGUUAAAAAUCCACAGUCAAUUCUCACAAAGGCAUUCCCUGAGACUUUCCAAUUGGAGGUUGAUUACGCAGAGUUCUUGGAAGAUUCUCUCGAUGAGGCAUAUGAACUACGUUCUGAAAUUGAAAAGGGUGAGAAAACAUGGAUUUUAAAGCCAUCAAUGUCUGACAGGGGUCAAGGAAUCCGUCUUUUCCGUACAGUUGAUCAAUUACAAGCGAUCUUUGACUCUUUUGAGGAGUUACCAACUGAUGAUGAAGGUGAAGAUGCCAGCGAGGAAAAUCACGGUGUCAUCACAUCUCAACUGAGACACUUUGUCGUGCAGGAAUAUAUGGAAGCACCACUGCUGCUUGAAGAAUAUCACAACAAGAAGUUCCAUUUCAGAGUAUACGUUCUUGCCAAUGGAAGUUUAGAGGUCCUUGUCUAUAAGAGAAUCUUGACACUGUUUGCUGCUAGCGAGUAUCAAUCCCCUCGGGAUGAUAACGAUGAUGAGAUAGGAAUGUUUGGUCACUUGACAAACACUUGUCUACAAGGCGAAGCUGCCGUGGGAAAUAACAGCGUUGUGGAGUUUGAACAGUUACAAGGCGUUUCCGCUGAAUCAAAAUCUCAAAUUUUUGAUCAAAUAUGUGAAGUUGUCCGUGAGGUAUUCAAAGCAGCUAUCAGUGUUGAUAAGAUGAACUUCCAGCCUUUGAAGAAUGCGUUUGAGCUCUAUGGAUUGGACUUUAUCGUGGAUGAUAAAUUCCAAGUGCAACUCUUGGAGAUCAAUGCCUUCCCAGAUUUCAAACAAACAGGAGAAGAUUUGAAGGACUUGAUCUAUGAAUUAUUUGACGAUGUUAUUGAAUAUUCUGUUGUUCCGUUCUUCAAAAGUUCGACUCCAAAUGUUCCUUCUUCCCUUGUUAAGGUUCUUGACGAGUCUACAGACGGCUGGUGAUUGGACCAUACUUAGAAUGAGAUUCUGUAUAAUAAUGAUACUCAUGAUACUGCUAUUAAGCUAACUUCUUCUACCUCUUUUUCUCCCAGGUUGUGGCGUACCCUUCCGACUUACAGAAGGUUCUUU
This is a messenger RNA of Williopsis jadinii, 2316 nucleotides long. RefSeq names its product putative tubulin tyrosine ligase (gene PBY1). The record is from RefSeq and is a predicted model, not a curated record. Gene Ontology annotation, biological process: protein modification process. Bases 70 to 2190 code for a protein of 706 amino acids. The transcript is spliced from 4 exons. Lineage: Eukaryota; Fungi; Ascomycota; Saccharomycetes; Phaffomycetales; Wickerhamomycetaceae. Gene Ontology annotation, molecular function: hydrolase activity; metal ion binding; ATP binding. Gene Ontology annotation, cellular component: P-body.